This is a messenger RNA of Vicia villosa (hairy vetch), 2374 nucleotides long. Its product is annotated as cyclin-T1-3-like. Gene Ontology annotation, cellular component: cyclin/CDK positive transcription elongation factor complex; nucleus. The transcript is spliced from 7 exons. NCBI's taxonomy places the organism in Eukaryota, Viridiplantae, Streptophyta, Magnoliopsida, Fabales, Fabaceae. The coding region runs from base 230 to 2080 and encodes 616 amino acids. The record is from RefSeq and is a predicted model, not a curated record. Gene Ontology annotation, biological process: positive regulation of DNA-templated transcription, elongation; regulation of transcription by RNA polymerase II. Gene Ontology annotation, molecular function: cyclin-dependent protein serine/threonine kinase activator activity.
ACUGGGUGGACAGUGAAAAAGGAAAAACAAAAAACGAAACACAAAUAACGUGGUAGCGAUAGCGAGGGCAUUCGAUCGAUCGAUCCUUCAGCUUUCCUGCAUCUUGCGACGAGUCCCACAAAUUAUCGACAAAGCUUGCAAUUGACGAGGUUUCUUUCUGAAUCUUUCUGCUAGUUGAUGCUGAGCAAGUGAUACAGAAUUAACUGAGUCAACAGUGUAACUUACACACAUGGCAGCACAUGUGUCUGGAGAGUUGCCACAUCAUGGAGCAUCUGAUGAAAACCCUUGUAAAGGUUCUUUAGACAAGCAACAGGAAGCCCUGGGUCACUGGUAUAUGUCUCGAAAAGACAUGGAAGAAAAUGCCCCAUCAAGAAAGGAUGGAAUUGACCUGAAGAAAGAGACAUAUCUGCGCAAGUCAUAUUGCACAUUCUUACAAGAUUUAGGCAUGCGACUUAAAGUGCCUCAAGUAACUAUAGCAACGGCCGUAAUAUUCUGUCAUCGUUUCUUUCUUAGACAAUCUCAUGCAAAGAACGACAGAAGGACAAUUGCCACAGUUUGCAUGUUUUUGGCUGGAAAGGUUGAGGAGACUCCUCGUCCUCUUAAGGAUGUUAUUAUCAUUUCUUAUGAGAUGAUUCACAAGAAGGACCCGGAAGCUGCACACAGGAUAAAACAGAAGGAAGUAUAUGAGCAGCAGAAAGAAUUAAUUUUACUUGGAGAGAGGGUUGUACUUGCCACUUUAGGUUUUGACUUGAAUGUCCAACAUCCAUACAAGCCCCUUGUCGAGGCCAUAAAGAAGUUCAAUGUUGCAAAGAAUGCCCUUGCACAAGUUGCGUGGAAUUUUGUUAAUGAUGGGCUGAGGACAUCACUCUGCCUGCAAUUUAAGCCACAUCAUAUUGCGGCAGGUGCCAUUUUCCUUGCUGCCAAGUUCCUGAAAGUGAAGCUUCCGUCAGAUGGUGAGAAGGUUUGGUGGCAGGAGUUUGAUGUCACCCCACGCCAAUUGGAGGAAGUUAGCAAUCAAAUGUUGGAACUCUAUGAGCAGAAUAGAAUUCCACAAUCACAAGGAAAUGAAACAGAAGGGGCUACUGCAGGAGGGGUGAGAGCUUCCUCAAAGGCUCCUGCGACGAGUGAGGAGCCGGUCUCAAAACAAAUUGCAUCUCAUUCAGCUCCUCAACGCACAUCUGUGGAAAAUAAUGCAGCACCACUUGCAGGAACAGAAAACCAAAGCAAUGAUGGUAGUGCAGAAAUGGGUAGUGACAUUACUGAUCACAAGAUGGACUUGGAAACCAGGGAUUCUCAGACCUCAGAAAAGUUGCCCGAUAAAGAUAACCAGAGAGAAGUGGCUAAUAGAUCUAUCUCUGGAGCUGAACGAGUAGUUUCUGGAGACCAAGAUAAAAUGGUUAGUACAGAGGAUGCUGCAGAAUUAGGAAGGAGUGAAGAUACAUCAUACAAGUCUAGCUUUAAUGUUGGUCGAAAUCUGGAGCUUCGGGAAGGCCCACUUUCACCCAAAGAAGCAAUCAAGAUGAUUGACAAAGACAAGGUAAAGGCCGCUUUAGAAAAAAGGAGAAAGGAACGAGGUGAAAUGACAAUAAAGGAAGAUGUAAUGGAUGAGGAUGCUCUUAUUGAGAGGGAGCUUGAAAAUGGAGUUGAAAUGACAAAGAAGGUGAUUGACAAAGACAAGGUAAAGGCUGCGUUAGAAAAAAUGAAAAAGGUACGCGGUGAAAUGACAAUAAAGAAAGAUGUAAUGGAUGAGGAUGAUCUCAUUGAGAAAGAGCUUGAAGAUGGAGUUGAGCUAGCAGUCGAGAAUGGGAAAAAUAAGCGUGAGAGAAGUCAGAGCUGGUCUAAGCCUGAUGGUGAAGAUCACAGUGAGGAUCUUGAGGAAACUAGAGAGGGGAGUCAGAUGGGCUUGAAAGGGAAAUCACAGAAAGACAGGAAUGGAUGCAAUGCAGAAGAAGGGGAGAUGAUAGACGAUGCUUCAUCCAUGUUGAACAAUCGCAAGAGAAAAAUGAGUAGCCCUCCAGCCAGUCAACCAGAGUUGAAGAAACGUCUUGAUUCUAGUUAUUACAACGAUCUUUCUGAAUAAGGAAAUGUGAAGGGUUAUACAGACAGGGAAGGUGAAUAUUCUACUGUCUAUUUGCUUAUUGUGAUAAGGAAUUGAUAACUCUGGAUGCUCUUGUUUACCUCAGACAUUUCUUAAUUAUGGAUUGGGAUGCCUCAAUUUUGGUAGUGCAAUUAAUAGCUCAUGCUUUCUUUGGGGGGAUGUUUUGAGAAUUUCAUGCUGUUGUCCAGGGUGUGCCUCAAUUUUGGUAGUAAUGCAAUUUCAUAGCUUACCUUGUUAAUGAAUUUUCACUCGGAAUUAGAAUGGGAUUGGUAGUAA